Myotis myotis is the source of this 855-nucleotide messenger RNA. RefSeq names its product Down syndrome cell adhesion molecule-like. Lineage: Eukaryota; Metazoa; Chordata; Mammalia; Chiroptera; Vespertilionidae. Bases 1 to 855 code for a protein of 284 amino acids. The transcript has 5 exons. The record is from RefSeq and is a predicted model, not a curated record.
AUGACCCUGGGGCCUGAAGGGGAAAUUGGAGGCUCCUUCCCGCACCCCUCCAUUCCUCCUUUCAGCACUAGGAGCCGCUUCAAGGAUGAUACUUUGAAAGACGUGGGGCGCGGCGCCCGGGAGCAGGUGUGCAGGAGCGCGGCGCGCGGCGAGCGCAGCCCUCGCCCCGGAGCCCGGCCGCGCCGCGUGCCCAGGCGGCCCAGGCGGCUCGGCGGCGGCGGCAGCGGCGGCGGGCGGGCGGCGGCCCCCGGGCAGGUGGCGAGCGAGCGGAGCCGGGCGGAGCGCGGGGGGCGAGGCCGGCGCGUCGCUCGCGGGAGGCCGGGGAGCAGCAGGGGCAUGUGGAUACUGGCCCUCUCCUUGUUCCAGAGCUUCGCGAAUGUUUUCAGUGAGGACCUCCACUCCAGCCUCUACUUUGUCAAUGCAUCUGUGCAAGAGGUAGUGUUCGCGAGCACCACGGGGACCCUGGUGCCCUGCCCGGCUGCAGGCAUCCCUCCUGUGUCUCUCAGAUGGUACCUGGCGACAGGCGAGGAGAUCUACGAUGUCCCCGGGAUCCGCCACGUCCACCCCAACGGCACUCUCCAAAUUUUCCCCUUCCCUCCUUCGAGCUUUAGUACCUUAAUCCAUGACAAUACUUACUAUUGCACAGCUGAGAAUCCUUCAGGGAAAAUUAGAAGUCAGGAUGUCCACAUCAAGGCUGUUUUACGGGAGCCCUAUACAGUCCGUGUGGAGGACCAGAAAACCAUGAGAGGCAAUGUCGCGGUCUUCAAGUGCAUUAUCCCCUCCUCGGUGGAGGCGUACAUCACCGUCGUCUCAUGGGAGAAAGACACUGUUUCACUCAUCUCAGUCUUUGAGUGA